AUGGAGGUGGUCCUCUUGACAGCCCUGAAAGAUCAGCUAAUAAGCCAGACCAUUAUCGAAACGCUCAAAUAUGCGACUACCGGCGAGCAACCACCCAACAGCAAGGGCGGUGCCUUUAUCCACGACCCGAAGCUAUGCGGAGAGAAAGAGGUCCUCGCGCAAGUCAAGCUGUCGUUCCGGUCGACGGUGGGCCAGAAACUUGUCGUCACCCGAAGCCUGCAGCUCACGAUGAAAAAAACGCAACGGUCAAUGAAGACGCUUGACGGGUCGCUCGUGAUCUACAACAACGGCGAGCGCACUGGCCUGUCUACCAAGGUUGGCGAACUGGACGAUCUCGUGCCCAACUAUCUCGGCGUCUCGCCGGCCAUCCUCGACGCCGUCAUCUUCUGCCACCAGGACGAGUCGCUGUGGCCGAUGAGCGAGCCAGCUGCGCUAAAGAAGAAAUUUGACGAGAUCUUUGAGGCUAUGAAGUACACCAAAGCCAUUGACAACCUCAAGGUUGUGCGCAAGAAGCAGGGCGAAGAGCUGCAGAAGCUGAAGAUCCUCGAGUCUAGCAGCAAGGACGCAAAAGAAAAGGGCCAGCGGGCGGAAAAGCACCUUGCCGGCCUGCAGACUCAAAUUGAGGAUCUGCGAGAGCAGGGAGAGGACCUGACGCGGCAGAUGGACGAAGUGCAGGGCCUGGCCAAGAGCCGACGCGAAGAGGCAAACUCGUUCUUCGGCAUAGUGCAGGAGCUGAAGAGCAAGCAAGACCAGUACGAGGUCAGGAACGAAACCGUCACGGAGCUGAAGGACAGCAUCGUCAAGAUGCGGACUGAAUCGGACGAGUGGCUGGAAGAGCACCUGCAGCAGUACGAGGGCAGCCUCGCGCGGCUGCAGUCGGAGAAGGAAGCGAAGACGGCCGAGCACCGCAAGCUGCAAUCCGAGCUCAGCACGGCUCGCAGCACACUGGGUGCGAAACAGGCGGAGCAGGGCAAACACCAGUCGGACAAGGAGAAGUACGAGCGGCAGCUACAGACGCGCGUGCAGAUGGUGCGCGAGGCGGCGGAGCGACACGAGGUCCGGGGCUACGAGAGCGAGGACCUCAAGGACAGCCAGGUGCAGACGUUCCUGGACCGCAUACAGAAGGUGUGGCAGGACAAGCGGCGGGACCUGGAGCGACUGCAGCGAGACAAUGCCAAGGAGCUCGAGAAGGACACGGCAGUGAUCACGGAGCUGGAGACGCGCAAGGCAGCACGGACACAGGACCGGGUGUCGGCGAAGCAGCGGAUUGCGGCGAUCGACAGGCGGAUGGCGGCGCUGCAGAGAGACAUGCAAAAUGUGGACGUGGAUGAGGGCGCGCAGGCGAUCCUGCAGUCAACGUAUGCAGACGUGGAGACGCGUCUGCGCAAGACGGCAGACGAGAUCCAAGCGGCAGCGGCGGACGUCAAGAUCGAGGAGGAGAACGGACGGAUCUGGCAGCUGGAGAGAGAGAACGAAAAGCUGACACGCGAGCUGGUGGACUGCACUCGACGCGCGUCGGACCGGGCACAACUGGACCUGCGCAAGAAGGAGCUGACGGAGCGGAAGCGACGGCUCGACACGCUGACAUCGACGUGGCAGGAGAAGCUGGCAGCAGUGAUCGGGCAGCAGUGGACGGCGGAGAGCGCCGAGGCAGACUACCAGCAGGUGAUGAAGCAGCACGUGACGACAGUGGGAGCAGCGAGGAAGAAGGUGGAGACGAGUCAGCAGGAGCUGAAGCAGGUGGAAUACCGGCUGUCGAUGAUGCGGGAACGACAGAAGAAGACGACGGCAGAGGCAGAGCGAUGUCAGAAAGCGGUAGUGUCGGUGCUGAAGGCGGUCAAAGCAAGCGGGAGCGGCGAGGACGGGGCGGUCUCGAGCGAGGCAGCAUCGAUCGACGACUACCAGGAGGAGCUGGACAACACGGAGUCGGAGAUUCUGACAGCAGAGAAAGAUAUCAGCCUGUUCGACCACCUCAAAGACUACUAUUCCAAGUCGCAAAAGGUGCUGAACCGGUUUAACAAGUGCUCACUGUGCGACCGAUCGUUUGCGGAGCAGCCACGGGAGCGGUCGAAGUUGCUCGAGAAGAUUGCCAAGAACCUGGACGACAAGCAGAAGAAGGAGCUGGAGGAGGAGAAGGACAUGCUGGAGCAGAGCCUGGGACAACUGAGGGCGGUGCGGCAGCAGCAUGACACGUACCGACGGCUAGAGUCGGAGCAACCAGGGCUGCGGGCGGAGACGGAGGCUGCAGAAAGUCAACGGGACACGCUGGUGCGACGGCUGGAAGAUGAGGACGCAGUGCUGCGGGAAGCGGAAGAGCGCCGAGCGGAGGUGGAGUCGAUGGGCAAGACGAUCGGAAGCAUAGCACAGGCGGUGCGGGAAGUGACGGAAUCGGAGCGACAGAUCGAGAAGCUCACCAGCCAGCAGCAGGCGUCAGGCUCGGGCUCUGGGUCGUCAUCGAGCGUGGAGGAGAUUCAGGAGCUACAGGCACGCUGUGGCGAACAGCUGCGAGCAGCACAGACGCGGCUGGCGAAGCUGUCGGACGAGCGACAGCGACAACGAGACGUGAUCAGCGGGCUAGAGCUGGAGCGGAGCGAGCUGAAGAACCGGAUCGCAGAAGCGGCACGACAGGCGGAACGGAAGGCAGAUCUGGGACGACAAGUGCAGACGCUGCGCGAGGAGACAGCACAACAACGCGAGGCGAUGCAGCAGGCAGAUGUGGAACUGGAGGGUCUGGUGCCGGAGAUGGCCAAGGCACGGACGAUGCGACAAGACACGCUGCAGCGAGGGCAGACAAAAGAGCGGCAGGGAGCAGCAGAGCGAGACGCGGUAGCACACACAGUCAGCGAGCUGCGGAUGUUGGAGAAGGAGAUGCAGGACUACGUGGAAGGUGGAGGAGCGGAGCGGCUGGCAGCCAACGGACGAGCAAUGGCAGCACUGGAGCAGACGAUGCGGGAGACGGAGCAAGCGGUGGAGACAGUAGCAGCAACAGUGAGCCGGAUGAGCACGGAGAUGGAUAACAGCGACCGGGAGAAGAAGAACAUUGCAGACAACCUGAGCUACCGACGCAACUCACGGCUGCUAGGCGAGCUGCGAGGACAGAUCCUGGCGCUGGAGGAACGACGGGCAGCCGACGACUACGACCGGCUGGUAGGCGAGGCACGACGGCUGGAAGUGCAGCACAGCAAGCUGCUGGCAGAGCGAAGUGCGAUCUGGGGCAGCAUGAAGACCAAGGACGAGGAGCUGCUGCGACAAUUGGACGAAUACGAGCAGGAGUACCGGGACGCGGAGCUGCGGUACCGGGAGGCGCAUAUUCGGGUGGAGACGACCAAGGCUGCGAUUGAGGAUCUCGGGCGAUAUGCAGCAGCGCUAGACAAGGCGAUUAUGGAGUACCACGCGUUCAAGAUGGAGGAGGUCAACCGGAUUGCGGGCGAGUUGUGGAGGGCGACGUAUCAGGGAACAGACAUUGACACGAUUCUGAUCCGGUCGGACAACGAGGCGGCGACAGGACGGCGCAGCUACAACUACCGGGUCUGCAUGGUCAAGCAGGACACGGAGAUGGACAUGCGUGGACGCUGUUCGGCCGGUCAGAAGGUGUUGGCCAGCAUUGUGAUCCGGCUGGCGCUGGCCGAGUCGUUUGGCGUCAGCUGCGGGCUGAUUGCGCUGGACGAGCCGACGACGAACCUGGACAGCGACAACAUCCGGUCGCUGGCAGUGUCGCUGCACGCCAUCAUCCGGGCGCGGCAGGCGCAGGCCAACUUCCAGCUGAUCGUCAUCACGCAUGACGAGGACUUUCUGCGGCAUAUGCAAUGCUCGGAUUUCUGCGAUACCUUUUACCGGGUCUCGCGGGACGACAAGCAGAACAGCGUGAUCAAGAGGGAGAGCAUAACGCGGUUGAUUGAGGGAUAG
Grosmannia clavigera kw1407 is the source of this 3906-nucleotide messenger RNA. RefSeq names its product DNA repair protein rad50. NCBI's taxonomy places the organism in Eukaryota, Fungi, Ascomycota, Sordariomycetes, Ophiostomatales, Ophiostomataceae. Gene Ontology annotation, biological process: telomere maintenance via telomerase; chromosome organization involved in meiotic cell cycle; double-strand break repair. Gene Ontology annotation, molecular function: single-stranded telomeric DNA binding; double-stranded telomeric DNA binding; G-quadruplex DNA binding. The transcript is spliced from 3 exons. The record is from RefSeq and is a predicted model, not a curated record. The coding region runs from base 1 to 3906 and encodes 1301 amino acids. Gene Ontology annotation, cellular component: condensed nuclear chromosome; nucleus; Mre11 complex.